UCAGUCUUGAUUCUUCAACUGAAUAAAGUAUUCUAGCAUAACUGUUUAGGGGAAGAGGGGGGAAAUUGUAUGCAGAAAAAUGCAUAAAACUCUGAAGAGACUCUCUUGAAGGAUAGGAGUUGACCAAAGUUAUUUUUGAGUAUUUAUAAAUAUGAUGAGUUCUAUGGAUAACAUGGGAUGUAAUAAAGGGCAACAUGUGGGAAAGGCGAAAAAGAAGGCAGUGAAAGAUGAGUUGGAUCGUCUUAAACAGGCUGAAAAGAAAAAGAGGCGGUUAGAAAAAGCUCUAGCUACUUCUGCUGCCAUCAUUUCUGAACUGGAGAAAAAGAAGCAGAAGAAGAAAGAGGAGCAACAGAGACUUGAUGAAGAGGGCGCUGCAAUUGCUGAAGCGGUGGCUUUGCAAGUUUUACUGGGAGAAGAUUCAGAUGAUACCUGUAAGAUUGCUAUAAAUGAGAGCGGAUGCAAGACUUGGAAUUAUAAUCACGAAUUUGAGGUCUUCAUGGGUGGACCAAGAGCUUGUUUUGCUGAUGUAGAAGGUGGUGGCACAUGGUCUGUUUCUUCUGAAAAUGGCAAGUGGUCCUUCACAUGCAGGCCUCUUGAGAAGAAUGUGUAUGAACCGCUGCAUGAAGAAGUGGGAUGGGGUUCUACUGGAUUCUCUGUUGAUUAUAUAGCAGCACAAGCUGUUAGAUCACUCCAGAUUGCAGAGGAUGCAAAUGAAGCAAGAAUUCUCUUCUAAUGGAAAUGCUAAAAUCGCAUUAUUUCUGUCAUUGUUGGUGCUGGGUGAAGUCUUAAACUUCUGCUACUUUACUGGAGGUUGUCUUUUGUACAUCAUCAUCGUACCAUAUGUGCUUGUCAGCUACAUUCUACUUCAGCUGUGUGUGACUUAACUUGUUGCUCUUCUGUCACUGUAUUUUCUUAUGAUUUUAGUUAACUGCGUGCAUAGCUACUAAUUUUCCAUUAGGAUUGACUUCCAUAGUCUUGUUAUUUAAUUACAGUGUUUCACAUAUUUUAUACUC
Molecule: messenger RNA, 1013 nt
Organism: Vigna radiata var. radiata (mung bean)
Lineage: Eukaryota; Viridiplantae; Streptophyta; Magnoliopsida; Fabales; Fabaceae
Exons: 1
Coding region: 152-733 (193 amino acids)
Source: RefSeq, a predicted model, not a curated record